GAACCCGCUGCCGUCGCUGCCGGGCCUGUGUGCGAACUGAGUGCGGGGACUGCCACUUCUGCCGAGACAUGAAGAAGUUCGGGGGGCCCGGGCGCAUGAAGCAGUCGUGCCUGCUCCGGCAGUGCACUGCCCCCGUGCUCCCACACACAGCUGUGUGCCUCUUGUGUGGGGAGGCUGGGAAGGAGGACACAGUGGAGGGAGAGGAAGAGAAAUUUGGUUUGAGCCUCAUGGAGUGUACAAUCUGCAACGAGAUCGUCCACCCUGGCUGCCUGAAGAUGGGGAAGGCUGAGGGUGUCAUCAAUGCGGAGAUCCCCAACUGCUGGGAGUGCCCUCGCUGUACCCAGGAAGGCCGAACCAGCAAGGAUUCAGGUGAGGGGCCAGGCCGCCGCAGGGCUGACAACGGUGAGGAGGGUGCCAGCCUAGGGAGUGGAUGGAAGCUGACGGAGGAGCCGCCGCUUCCACCGCCUCCACCCAGGCGCAAGGGCCCUCUACCUGCUGGCCCCCCGCCUGAGGACGUGCCUGGGCCCCCCAAACGAAAGGAAAGGGAGGCAGGGAAUGAGACCCCUACCCCAAGAAAAAAGGUGAAAGGAGGCAGAGAGAGGCACCUGAAGAAGGUGGGUGGAGAUGCCUGCCUCCUCCGAGGAUCGGACCCAGGCGGCCCAGGCCUUCUGCCCCCCAGGGUUCUGAAUCCAAGCCAGGCGUUCUCGUCCUGCCACCCUGGGCUCCCUCCCGAGAACUGGGAGAAACCAAAGCCACCUUUGGCCUCUGCUGAGGGCCCAGCGGUGCCAUCCCCAUCACCCCAGAGGGAGAAGCUAGAACGUUUCAAGCGGAUGUGCCAGCUGCUGGAGCGGGUGCCUGACACUUCUUCUUCCUCUUCUGACUCCGACUCCGACUCCGACUCAUCGGGCACAUCGUUGAGUGAGGAUGAGGCCCCUGGCGAGGCCCGGAAUGGGCGACGGCCAGCCCGGGGCAGCUCCGGCGAGAAGGAGAACCGUGGGGGGCGGCGGGCUGUGCGCCCUGGUAGUGGGGGACCACUGCUUAGCUGGCCCCUAGGCCCAGCUCCACCACCCCGGCCUCCACAACUGGAGCGGCAUGUGGUACGCCCCCCACCUCGAAGCCCAGAGCCUGACACACUGCCUUUGGCUGCUGGAUCCGACCACCCUCUGCCCCGGGCUGCCUGGCUUCGUGUCUUCCAGCACCUUGGGCCCCGAGAGCUGUGUGUCUGCAUGCGAGUCUGCCGGACUUGGAGCCGCUGGUGCUACGACAAGCGUCUGUGGCCUCGAAUGGACCUGAGCCGGCGGAAGUCACUGACACCACCCAUGCUUAGUGGGGUGGUUCGCCGCCAGCCCCGUGCCCUGGACCUCAGCUGGACAGGUGUCUCCAAGAAGCAGCUUAUGUGGCUUCUGAACCGACUGCAAGGCCUGCAGGAGUUGGUGCUCUCCGGCUGCUCCUGGCUCUCUGUCUCUGCCCUGGGCUCAGCCCCACUGCCAGCCCUGAGGCUCCUGGAUCUGCGCUGGAUUGAGGAUGUUAAGGACUCCCAGCUCCGAGAGCUGCUUUUGCCUCCACCAGACACCAAACCAGGGCAAACGGAGAGCCGCGGGCGGCUGCAGGGAGUGGCCGAGCUGCGCCUGGCAGGCCUGGAGCUGACAGAUGCCUCCCUGCGGCUCCUGCUACGCCAUGCACCCCAGCUGAGUGCCCUGGAUCUGAGCCACUGUGCCCAUGUUGGAGACCCCACUGUCCACCUCCUCACAGCUCCCACUUCCCCACUCCGAGAGACCCUGGUACACCUCAAUCUUGCUGGUUGCCACCGCCUCACGGACCACUGCCUCCCGCUCUUCCGCCGCUGCCCACGUCUCCGCCGCCUAGACCUGCGCUCCUGCCGCCAGCUCUCACCUGAAGCUUGUGCCCGGCUGGCAGCUGCUGGGCCCCCUGGCCCCUUCCGCUGCCCAGAGGAGAAGCUGCUUCUCAAGGACAGCUAGUUGGGUGCCCCCGCCCUCCUCCAGGACUCAUCAGGAGCCUGGACCUCAGGCCUUCAUUUCACCCCCCUCCCCAGCUAGGAGGCCAGGUGACCCACCUCAUGACUUGGGGAUCUUCCCCAGGGACUGGAGCCAGCCUCCCCUCUCUUCCCCCUGCACUGAUAUCUCUGGGGGUCUCUCCUUCCCAUCUCCUCCCUCUUCCACCUGCUUCAUUGUCUAUCCCCUGGGGGGAGUGAGUCAGAGGUACUGGGGGUGCUGAGCCAAAGGGAUGGUGGGAGGGGGGUUACAGUGCAAGUCUGAGGGAGGGAGAGUGGGAAGAGGGGGUGCACUCGGGGUGCGGGUGGGGGAGGGGCAGAAAGCAGACCAGGAGGGUUCAGGGAACAAAGACCAGAUACUGGGGGGGUGGGCACCAAGGGAAACCAGAGGAGCAGUGGGGGACCCAGGCGUCAGAGGCAGAGGGACAGAGUGGGUGUGGGGGCCGUAGGAGCCCACUACGGGGGUCACCCCUCUCCUUCCCCCUGCCCAGAUUUCAGUUCCUUCCCCACCCUGACUCCUUGGACGUCACUGAAAAUGGCAGCUAUUGCGAGGAGUGGGGGCUGCGGGCCUACCGGGCCUACCUGCUGUUCAGCUCGUGGCCCAGGGGAGUGGCGAGGGGUACCCCAGCCCCCGCCUGCCUCUCCGCACAAUACUUGAACAUUCAUCUGUACUGAAGUGUUACUUGAACCGGGGGAACCUCGGACCAGGGGAGCCGGAGUGGGAUGAGAGGAGACCAUCGUGGACUGAGACUGGACCGGUGGGCACCCGGUUUGGACUGUGCCACCCCGGCGCUCUCUGGAGCAUCGCAACCCCUCCUGACCUGAGCUGGGAGGGGGUGUGCCAGCCCAGGAUGGGGAAGACCGGACUCCUCUAGCUUGGCUCUUCCCACUUUUUCAUCGUCAUGGAAACAUGUAACCCAUUUGCCCAGGGAUCUGCCCCUCCUGGUUGCCAUGGGAAUAGCAGCCAAUGGACACCUCCCUAUGCCAGUGCUAAGGCUGGAAAUGGCCCCUCUGAGUUGCCAUGGGAACUUAGUGACAGACUCUUGGCCUUCCGCCCCUUACUCCAGUGUGUGUGGGGGCGGUGGGGGACGGGGGUCGGGGCCAGGUCCCACCCCUCCCCCCCCAGCCCGGGCUUGCGGGGAACCGGGUUGUACCGUGGGGAGAAUCUUACCACAUACCUCAGGUGGCCAUGGUGGAGGUACAGCUGGAGAACAACCAUGAGUACCCACCAGGCCUGCUGGUAGCCUUUAGUGCCUGCACCACU
Molecule: messenger RNA, 3275 nt
Organism: Fukomys damarensis (Damara mole-rat)
Lineage: Eukaryota; Metazoa; Chordata; Mammalia; Rodentia; Bathyergidae
Gene: Fbxl19
Product: F-box and leucine rich repeat protein 19
Exons: 11
Coding region: 69-1979 (636 amino acids)
Biological process (GO): protein demethylation; regulation of transcription by RNA polymerase II
Molecular function (GO): transcription coregulator activity; protein binding; histone demethylase activity
Source: RefSeq, a predicted model, not a curated record